This is a messenger RNA of Amphibalanus amphitrite, 6840 nucleotides long. Its product is annotated as kielin/chordin-like protein. The transcript is spliced from 27 exons. The coding region runs from base 95 to 6322 and encodes 2075 amino acids. The record is from RefSeq and is a predicted model, not a curated record. Gene Ontology annotation, molecular function: protein binding. NCBI's taxonomy places the organism in Eukaryota, Metazoa, Arthropoda, Thecostraca, Balanomorpha, Balanidae.
CCGAACCCCGGCGGGGGGCGGGGGCGGCCGGGCGGCGGUCGGCAGAUGACCGCCGGGUGCCAGUCGACCGCCGGGUUCGGUGGCAGAGCCAGUCAUGGGGCCCGCACUGAGCUCGGUCGGAGGAGCGCUCCUGCUGCUGCUGGUGACAGCUGUAAGACAGACAUACGCAGGGAGUCGUGUGGACUGCGACGCGCUCAAGGAUGAGUUCUGUUCGUCUGACAACUGCCAACUGCACCCGACUGUGGCGGACGCCUGCUGCGACUGUCAUAAGCUCUGCUGCUCUGACAGGGAAGCGCGUCCGACAGACCCCCGCUCGGUACGUCCGCCGCCGGGCGGCUGUAUCGACGAGGCGGGCACGGCUCGGAAGCACGGAGAGCGGUGGCAGGACAACACCGACCAUCCGUGCGCCUGGCUCAGCUGCGACGACGGCCGCAUCAGCGUCGACCUGAACAUCUCACACGUCUGCAAGGGGCAGCCGGAGGGCUUUGACUGUGUCGCCUCGCGGAAACCAGGCCACUGCUGCUUCGAGUACUUCUGUAACCAGACGACGACACACUCCUACUGGGGAUCGGGACCGCCGCCGCCGGAGUCACCGCGGUUCUUUGCGCCGUGUCUGGACGCCGACGGUCAGAAGCACUCUCAUGGCACUCAGUGGACCAGUGAGGACGGCUGCAAGGGCUACAGCUGCGCCAAUGGCAAGGUCACAGAGGUGCCCAUCGUGUGCCUGGAGGUGGCGCCGCACGCCAACUGCGUGCCCGUGCCCGCGUCCGGCCACUGCUGCCCCGAGUUCGUCUGUCCGCCCACACUGAACGACUGUGUAACCGAGACAGGCGAAAUUUACGAAGACGGCGCCGUGUGGGCGGGUGCCCAGGAGUGCAUCAUCCUCCAGUGUAGCGCCGGGAUCAUCGAGAAGUUCCCCGUCAGCUGUCCGCCGCCUCCGUCCGACCCCACGUGCCAGCGCAUCGACGCGCCGCAGCUCUGCUGUCCCUUCUACGCCUGUCCAACCGACGGCCGCUGCACCGACUCAUCGGGGGUGGUCCGGCCGGACGGCGCACACUGGAGCUCACCGAAUGGCUGUACCCACUACGACUGCAUGUCGGGUAUGAUCGCCACGGGCACGGUCACCUGUGAGCCGCUACCUCUCGGAGGGAUCUGUUACGAGGUGCCCCCGCCACCGGGACAGUGCUGCCCCUCGUACCGCUGCGAUAUUGACGGCGGUGGCGACGGAGGUGGCGACGAUGGAGGCGACGACGGUGGUGACGGGGGAGGAGCAGGAAACGACGCCGGCAGCGACAAUCAAGACUGUGUAGACGAGGACGGCGUGCUCCGCCAGCACGGCGACCACUGGGCGACAGCCAACAACUGCACGCGCUACACGUGCCACCAGGGCGUGGUGCUGGGCGUGUCGGCCGUGUGCCUGCCUCCACCGCCCGGCUCCGCCUGCGUGCCAGAGACUGUGCCCGGCUUCUGCUGCCAGCUGUACCGGUGUGCCGUGGUGCCGCCCGAUGGAGCAUGUCGAGACGAGAACGGAGUGCUGCGACCGAACGGCUCUCACUGGACCAGCGAGGACAACUGUCUUCAGUUCACCUGUGCCAGCGGACAAGUGCUCGGCCUCACCGAACUUUGUGUGCACGUGUUUUUGCCCGGCUGUGUGCCGCAAACGGUACCUGGCCAGUGCUGUCCAGACUACAACUGCACCUCCAUCGGUCCCAGAGACUGUGUGAGACCGGACGGCAGUGUCCUGCCGCACGGUUCCCACGUAAUCGACGAGAACAGGUGUCUCGUGAUCAGCUGCACGAACGGGACACUCGGAGAGAUCGUCGUGGAGUGCCCGCUGCCUCCGCGCCCCGGCUGUGUCCCCGUCGAGCAGCCAAACAGCUGCUGUCCAACCUUCUUUUGUCCGGAGCCUGGACAAGACUGCGUGGACCCCAACGGCGUCCCACUGGUGCACAACUCGAGUCGCAUCAGUGCGGAUGGCUGCACCAUCUACACUUGCUUCGACGGAGAGCUGUCGGUGACCUUCGAGGAAUGCAUCGAACCCUACCCACCAGGCAACUGCCUGCCCGUGUUCACUCCCGGAGUGUGCUGUCCCUCCUUCAACUGCUCCGGCCCAGCAGACUGCGAGGAUCCGAACGGCCAGAUCCGCCCACACAACUCGAACUGGACGAGCGCCGACGGCUGUACCAUCUACAAGUGCUUCGACGGCGUCAUCAGCAGCAGUAACGUUGUUUGCGACGUCAUCGCGAGCCCCUCACCCGACUGUGUGUCUGUGAACAUUCCGGGCCAGUGCUGCCCCGUCUACGACUGCCCACAUUACGGAACUCGAGACUGUACGGACCCAUCCGGCGCCCUGCGCGCCCACAACUCUAGCUGGAGCAGUGCCGACGGCUGCACCAUCUACACGUGCAGCGACGGCGCCAUCUCCAGCACCACCAUCAAGUGUCCAGAGCCGGCCAGCUACCUCUGCGUGCCCGUUAACGCUCCGGGACAGUGCUGCCCGACUUUCGUCUGCCCCAACGACGACGCCCCACAAGACUGUACGGACUCGACUGGCACAGUCCGUCCGCACAACUCGAGCUGGACAAGCGCCGACAGCUGCACCGUCUACCGCUGUUUUAACGGCACCAUCACCGGCACGUCCAUCCGCUGCGUGGUGCCUCCGCACUUCACACCGGACUGUCUGCCCGUGUAUACUCUGGGACAGUGCUGUCCCGACUUCCAGUGUCCCACCAGCGACGAAGGACAAGGCUGUCUGACUCCGGACGGCCAGCCGGUGGCCCACAACACCACCAUGGUCAGCGAGGACGGCUGCAUCACCUACCACUGUCAGAGCGGCUUCCUGGCGGCCUCCACCAUCGACUGCGCCCGGCCACCCACCGACCCCGACUGCGUCCCCGUGAGGACGCCCGGCCAGUGCUGCCCCUUCUACGAGUGUCCCGACACGCCAAACCAAGACUGCACGGACUCGACUGGCACAGUCCGUCCGCACAACUCGAGCUGGACAAGCGCCGACAGCUGCACCGUCUACCGCUGUUUUAACGGCACCAUCACCGGCACGUCCAUCCGCUGCGUGGUGCCUCCGGACUUCACACCGGACUGUCUGCCCGUGUAUACUCCGGGACAGUGCUGUCCAGACUUCGAGUGUCCCACCAGCGGCGACGGACAAGGCUGUCUGACUCCCGACGGCCGUCCGGUGGCCCACAACACCACCAUGGUCAGCGAGGACGGCUGCAUCACCUACCACUGUCAGAGCGGCUUCCUGGCGGCCUCCACCAUCGACUGCGCCCGGCCCCCCACCGACCCCGACUGCGUCCCCGUGAGGACUCCCGGCCAGUGCUGCCCCUUCUACGAGUGUCCCGACACACCAAACCAAGACUGCACGGACUCAACUGGCACAGUACGUCCGCACAACUCGAGCUGGACAAGCGCCGACAGUUGCACCGUCUACCGCUGUUUCGACGGCACCAUCACCGGCACGUCCAUCCGCUGCGUGAAGCCACCGGACUUCACACCGGACUGUCUGCCCGUGUAUACUCCGGGACAGUGCUGUCCCGACUUCCAGUGUCCCACCAGCGACGACGGACAAGGCUGUCUGACUCCGGACGGCCGGCCGGUGGCCCACAACACCACCAUGGUCAGCGAGGACGGCUGCAUCACCUACCACUGUCAGAGCGGCUUCCUGGCGGCCUCCACCAUCGACUGCGCCCGGCCGCCCACCGACCCCGCCUGUGUCCCCGUGAGGACGCCCGGCCAGUGCUGCCCCUUCUACGAGUGUCCCGACACACCAAACCAAGGUUGCGUGGACGCCACUGGUCAGCUGCGACCCGACGGCUCUCACUGGGCCAGCACCAACAACUGCACACGCUACAUGUGCGAGGACAGCCAGGUGCGGGGCAUCUCGUUCGUAUGCGUGCCGCCGCCGCCAUCCUACGGCGGGUGUUCAGAGUUCAACCAGCCGGGCCGGUGCUGUCCGCGCUACAUCUGCGACACUCCGCCGGCAGCUGGAGCGUGUCGAGACGUGGACGGAGUGCUGCGACCGAACGGCUCUCACUGGACCAGCGAGGACAACUGUCUUCACUUCACCUGUGAGAACGGACAAGUGCUCGGCCUCACCACCCUAUGUGUGCACUUGUUUUUGCCCGGCUGUGUGCCGCAAACGGUGCCUGGCCAGUGCUGUCCAGACUACAACUGCACGUCUACGGGCCAAAGAGACUGUGUCGAAACUGACGGCAGUGUCCAGCCGCACGGAACCGACGUCUUCGAUGAGACCGGGUGCAUCGUAACCAGCUGUAGAGACGGAACGCUCCACGUGGCCAUCGUGGACUGUCCGCCGACUCCGCCGCCCGGCUGUGUGCCGAUAGCAGUGCCCGGCCAGUGCUGUCCGGACUACAACUGCACCUCGACACCGCCCACCGGCCAAGCGUGUACGGAUCAGAACGGCAACACCCGGCCGCACAACUCCAACUGGACCACACCAGACGGCUGCGUGAGGCACUGCUCGAACGGCGUCAUCUUCGUCAUUGACGUGGAGUGCUCGGAGCCGCCGCGGGCCGACUGCGUGGCCAUCCAGGAGCCGGAUCGCUGUUGUCCCACCUACAAGUGCCCCUCCAGCGAUACCGGCUGUGUCGACGAGGGCCGUUAUUACCAGCACGGUCAGACCUGGCUCCGGGCCAACGACUGCUACUACCGCCACCGCUGCGACUACGGAGUCGUCACCAAGACUGAACUCGUGUGCCAGCCGCCGGCCUCGUCAGACUGCCAGGUUGUUACGGUUCCGGGCCUCUGCUGCCCUGUCUACGACUGCAGCUCUUCGACGUCCACGACAGCGUCAACGACGACCCCAUUGUCGACAACGACGACGACCAUAACGACAACAACUUCAGCGACGACGACGACUACUCAGGCUUCCACGACGACAGUGACAACUGCGGGGACGUCCCCAGUAACGCCGACGACGCAGCCGACAGCAGAAGUUUGCGAGGACGAGUACGGCCAAGUGCGACCUCCGGGGUCUUUCUGGACCAGCGCUGACGGCUGCACCAACCACGCCUGUGCCGACGGAGUCGUCUUUAGCGUGCGAGAGCCGUGCCCCUCGCCCCCGGAGGACCCCAGCUGUAUCGAGGUACCCGGUGUCUGCUGCCCGCGCUACCAGUGCGCCGAUCAGAAACCCGACCCCGGUUGCACGGACCCAAGCGGCGUCACCCACCCGGUGAACCAGCUGUAUCUGGACGACCCCAUCAGACCCACGACCUGCUACGUGUGCGCGUCCGGCAGCCCGCCGUAUCCCAUCCACGUGCUGGAUGUGGCCACUGACUGUCCGCGAGCACCUGCCGGCUGCACGGAGCACUUCCCACCCAACCGGUGCUGCCCGGAGAUCACAUGUCCAGGCGGCGUACCGUGCAUCUUCGAGGGCGUAGCACACGCGCCGGGCGAGGAGUGGACCACGGAUCCUCCGUGCGCCUCCUACGUGUGCGUGCUGGGUGUGUCAGUACAGACGAACCGCACCGUGUGCCGACCGUUCCCGACCACCAUCUGCAGCGCGCGCCACAUCCCCGGACAGUGCUGUCCGGUGCCCGACUGUCCAGCAGACUCGUGUACGUACGCCGGUCAGCAGCAUGAGCACGCGACCACGUGGCCGCUGGACCCGCUGCGCCCCUGCACGCUGCUCUCCUGCCUGAACGGCACGGUGAUCUCCAACGACGUGUCCGACAGCUGCCCGCCGCCGCCGCCCGACUCGGCAGGCUGCACGGCCAGUACCGUGCCCUACCGCUGCUGUCCCGUCUACGACUGCGUCCACGUGACAUGCCAGUACAACGACACCACGUACGGCGAGGGCCAGGAGUGGCUGGACGAUACCACCUUCCCGUGCAAAAAGUUCAACUGCACGCGCGCCGGAGUGAAUACGGUCGAGGACUACGGCAGGGAGUGUCGGCCACAGCCGGACGGCCCGUGCACCGGCACUCGUCUGCCCGGCACGUGCUGUAAACAGUGGCUAUGCCCCCACUGUGAGGUAGGCGGACAGCAGUACCCGCACGGCUCCACGUGGUGGGAGGACGAGAAGCGACACUGCACCCAGAUGCACUGCAACUCGGGCGUCCUGGAGCUCAUCGAGCAGCACACCGAAUGCCCCCCGGUACCCAACGGAUGCACGCCGCUCUACCGUAACAACGAGUGCUGCCACUACCAGUACACGUGCCCAGAGUGCAGAUACGACCCCUACGGCAACCCGAUCAAGUCGCUCGACAACUUCCUGCGUCGUAAACGCAGGAGUGUCGCGAGACGCAGGCGGGAGCGGCUGGCGCAAGCGCGCGUCAGCAAAUGACCUGUGCGAGAUGUGUGAUUGUGGCAGUAGUCAUAAAAUGAUUUAGCUUGUGUGAUUAGGGCACAAUGAAGAGGCUGUCUCAGAAAUACUGAAUACAUGGUUUAAUGCUCUGGGACAGUGUAGGGAGGAAAAGCUCAAGUGAUAGAUGUUGCCACGUGAAAAGAAAUGUGAUGCACAACUGUUGUUGGUGGGGUAUAGGCAGUUGUUUCAGUUACCAUCACCCAGAGGUAGUUACCAUGUGUUGCGAGCACAGAGAGCAUGGCUGAGUUUGACACAGCUUGACAUUGUAUGUGUGUCAUGAAGUGUGAAAGCAAGAUGGGCAGCCACCCAUUGGCAUUAGGAAACAUAGAUAAUUAUGGAUAAGCCUUGAUACUCAAAUAUGGCUUGUGAAGCAUAUGAUGUGUUCGUCAUUUUGAGGAAUAAAGUGGAAUUAAUGACUGAGGUGAUAUUUUUAGUCCCCAAACAAGAAAACAACAAUUAAUUGAAUGGCCAACAAUGUAAAUAAAUGAACAAACAAU